Messenger RNA from Bactrocera oleae (olive fruit fly), 2654 nucleotides. RefSeq names its product caspase-9. Lineage: Eukaryota; Metazoa; Arthropoda; Insecta; Diptera; Tephritidae. Gene Ontology annotation, biological process: proteolysis; apoptotic process; positive regulation of neuron apoptotic process. Gene Ontology annotation, cellular component: cytoplasm. The record is from RefSeq and is a predicted model, not a curated record.
GUGCUUAGUUCAAAUACGAAACUUGUUUGACUUUUUUCACUUAUCCCACGCUAAGUACGAUAGUAACGCUACCGUAUAUGUUUAUAGCUAGUCUCGACUUGCUAGGCUAGUCAUGAAACUAUAAAUUUUAUAUAAAGUUCAAGUGUAACACGACACCCUAAUCAUCAAAAAAGUAAAAACCAAAAAAAGUGUUUCACACAGCAAUAAUUCUUUCUUGGGAGUGAGUGUACUUACGGAGUUAAAGCAGAGCUUUACUGCUGUAAAAACUGAGCUGGUCGAAGACUAAGCUUAGUAUAACAACAACACCGGAGCGAAAACGACUUCAGAAUAUCAACAUUUUAAUAAUUGUAAUCAGUAUAUUGGAAAAGCGCGCUGCAGUUCACAAAAACCAGUAAUCAGUGAUAUAGUCUUAGAUACAUAAAUAAAAUUAUUACAAAAAGUAAAUUCUUAUGUGCGUUAUUAUGAAACUCGAAACGAGUUGCCGCAACAACUAAUGACCCUAUGACAAAAACAAGUAAGCAGAAACUGUAAAUAUGGAUAUGUGCAUUGCAGCAACUUUUUUUGUUGUGCAUCAAUAGCUAGUUAGUGAGUUGAAGUCAUUCCUUUGAAACAGCUGUGAAAAUGUUUAAAAAGAGUGCAACCAAGGAACCAAAUAAUUCCAAAGAUACUAAAAAUAGCGCGCUGGUGCGUCAGGAUCCGCGCAUGAAAGUGCGCACUGCCACUGCACAUUCGGAAACAACGAAUACGACCGUAAAAAGUGCAACAAUUUUCGACAAUGAAAAGAAUAAAAUGACUCAUCAAACCGUAAGGCAAACGGUGACGAAUCAAAAGACUGCUCGUAUCACUGAGAUCUCAAUACGUCGUACACCCACUAAAGAAGAAUUGGCUGAGCUAUUAAUGACGUCUGGUACGUUUCCGAAUUUCGCCAAUUCUUCAGCGCACUGGACUAAACAGGAGACUACCGUCACGCAAACAAAUGGUGGCACACAGACUUCUUAUCUACAACAGCAAAAAAUGAAAUUCCAACAGCCGACCGCAACGACAAUGGCGUCGGGAGGCUCGUGGAAAGAUUUCACCAGCAGUCAGCCAACAACAAUGUUAAACGUCCAUGUCGACACCUACGCUCCACAGUCAAUGCUUAGGGCUCUGCCAGCGCUAACGAGCUUAACGCCUACGACUAGCUCAUCAUUGAUUAAACCAAUUCACAGUACAACAACAACAAGCCUAUCUCCUCUUGUAAAUAGUUAUAGUCGCAGUCAAAGUGGUAGCGGAAAUAAGUUAACGAUCUCGAAAAUAGGUACGAGCUCAAGUGAUAGUAGUAUUGCAAGCAAGAGAGCAGCAUUUUUUAACGCUAAACCAGCAACAACAAUAACUCCACUGUCCAACACAGUUACAGGCUAUGUUUCGCCUUAUGGCAAUAGCUUAUAUAGACCACGUGACGCGAUUGGUGACUUACCAAGCGCGAAACCCACAACCACAGCCAGUCCAAUGUAUCUCUCACCAGUUUUGGCCAACACAAAACCGCUAACGACAAAGCCUUUGGCGCUAGGAAGCAGCCUUAUGCUAACGACCACGCCCCGAACGCAAACUCUAACUCAGCCGCAAAAGUCACUAAGUGCCAGCGCGGUCCAAGGCAAGUCUAAUCUAAAGCCAGGUUACGCUGUGAUUUUCAAUACCGUGGACUUUACGGAUAAGACGCGAUUCGACAAGCGUGAUGGCAGCGAUUAUGAUGCGAAGCUUAUAAAGGAAACAUUGUUGAAGUAUAAAUUAAAUGUGGAGACUAAAAAGAAUCCAACAGUGAAUAAUAUCAAGGAUACGAUCAAGAAAAUGACAACUAAGAAUUUCAGGAAUUAUUCUUGCCUGGUAAUUGUUAUACUAAGUCAUGGAAAAGCAAAUGAUUCUAUUGCGGCCACCGAUGGAUUAUAUAAUUUAAACGAACUGAUACUUUACCCAAUACUAGAUAUACCAAGUUUGAAGGAUAAGCCGAAAAUAUUCAUUAUACAAGCGUGUAAAGGUGACCUGGUGCCAGGUGAAUAUAAAACAGAUGCUUUAACGACACGGGGACCUCCAACUGAGAUACUAAAAUGCUACAGUACUUUUGAAGGUUACGUUUCAUACCGAACCGACUCCGGCAGUCCAUUCGUCCAAGCCUUAUGCGAUGAAAUAAAGCUUAAAGGAGAUAAUACCAAUAUAGAGCAGCUCAUGAAGAACGCCAUAGCAACUGUGAAGACUAAAACAGGUUCAAAACAAAUUCCGAGCAUGACUACCACCCUCACAAAGCCAUUUGUUUUUGGCCAUUACGUAUAAAUUUAUUAUUACUGUUACUAAUUUUAAUAUACAAACAUUUUUUAACUUUUUGACUGCUGGCGCCAUUAGUAAGACAAUAAUGUACAAUAAAUAAUAUUGUUCAAUAUAAUUUCACUUAUAUGUAAAUAUGUAUAAGAAAAUUUGCUAUUUAUGUAUAUUAGAUUAUUAAAGUCAAUUGAGACUGUUGGUCAUAAUUAUAGGUUAUGUGAUUCAUCAUUUUCAAUGUAAUCCUGAAACGAAGAGCGAUCUCAUCAUAUUAGCGAAUAAAAUGCUCAAAGUUAAUUUGCAACCAACAAUCUUAAUAACAAGCUUACUUCUUAGAGAGUUCUCUCCAGAAUUUCAAAAAA